GGCUAAAGACCGCCCAUUCUGGGUGAAAGAACUCAGACACGGCCAGGGGAGUUCCAGAAGGCUUCUAUUCGACUCUCUUCGCUUUCCAGGAAGCAGAUUAGAGACGUACUCGCUGGUUAAGGGCAACUAAAUGAUCCGAGAUCCAGCCAGCUAGCAUUGGCCGUGUCUCAGUCACUUAUGUUUUGGAGAUGUCAAAGGUUUGUGCCAUUUUUGGUGGUUCUCGGGGAAUUGGUCAGGCUGCCGCACAGCUCCUAGCACGGAAAGGAUAUUGCCUGGCUGUUAUAGCAAGAAAUCUGGACAGGGCUCAAGCUACUGUGGAUAGAUUAGGAGCAGGUCAUCUUGCACUGAGUUGUGAUAUCACCAAAGAAGAAGCCAUCCAAAAAACAUUUAAAGAAAUAGAGAACAAAUUAGGUCAUAUACGCUAUCUGGUUAAUGCUGCAGGUAUCAACAGGGAUGGACUACUGUUGCGAACCAAAUCUGAAGAUAUGAUAUCCCAGCUUCAGACAAAUCUUUUGGGAACUAUGUUGACAUCUAAAGCUGCUGUAAAGACUAUGAUUCAACAGCAGGGUGGUGCUAUUGUUAAUGUUGGAAGUAUUGUUGGAUUAAAAGGCAAUGCUGGUCAGAGUGCAUAUAGUGCUAGCAAAGCAGGAUUAGUUGGAUUUUCACGCUCUUUUGCUAAAGAAGUAGCACGAAAGAACAUUCGAGUCAACAUGGUUGUUCCAGGCUUCAUUCAUACAGAUAUGACAACCCAUUUGAAAGAAGAAGAGCUGAAAAAAACAAUUCCUCUUGGAAGAUUUGGGCAGCCACAGGAAGUUGCUCAAAGUAUUGCAUUCCUUUUAGAAACUCCUUAUGUAACAGGCCUUGUUCUGGUUAUAGAUGGAGGCUUGCAGCUUUUGAUUUAAACACGAUGAAUUCUACAUGAAAAGUUAUUCAGCUACUCUAAAAAUCUCCAAAGAGAUCUAAGCAAUAUCCUUCUUAUUAUAUUUUAAUUCAAAUUAAAAGAAAGAAAAGAUAACUAGGUUCCAUUUUAGUUGUAUUUGGAAAUAUAAGAGAGGAUUAAAAUAAAUAUAUUCCAAAAUCUAUUAAAAGAGUAUUGUAUUUUUCCUGCAAGACUGGUUAAUAGAACAUUGUAUAUGUUGACAUUUUUAUGAGAUGGCCCAGAAAGGCUUCUGUCUAUGUGGAGGGCAACCUUCAGAGCCAGUUGAAGAUCUGCAGAAUUCUAGGUUCUCUUGUUAUCUUGUUAUGUUCUGAAAUAAUGCUGGAACUGGAAUAGUACAGUAUGUUAUGUCAGCCUGGUGGUUGGCAUAAUUAAUCUCUGCCCAGUA
Molecule: messenger RNA, 1325 nt
Organism: Protobothrops mucrosquamatus (brown spotted pit viper)
Lineage: Eukaryota; Metazoa; Chordata; Lepidosauria; Squamata; Viperidae
Gene: CBR4
Product: carbonyl reductase 4
Exons: 6
Coding region: 189-902 (237 amino acids)
Biological process (GO): fatty acid biosynthetic process
Molecular function (GO): oxidoreductase activity, acting on the CH-OH group of donors, NAD or NADP as acceptor; quinone binding
Source: RefSeq, a predicted model, not a curated record